This is a messenger RNA of Pollicipes pollicipes, 403 nucleotides long. RefSeq names its product protocadherin gamma-A2. Gene Ontology annotation, cellular component: membrane. The record is from RefSeq and is a predicted model, not a curated record. Gene Ontology annotation, biological process: homophilic cell-cell adhesion. Gene Ontology annotation, molecular function: calcium ion binding. Lineage: Eukaryota; Metazoa; Arthropoda; Thecostraca; Pollicipedomorpha; Pollicipedidae.
CGUCGAGGAGUAUGAAAUGUUCACCAUCAACCGCCAGACGGGCGUGAUCCGGCUGGUGAUCCGGCCGUUCGUGUUCUCGGAGGAAGACUACUCGUUCAUGGUGGUCGCCAGAGACACCCACGACCAGAACGACACGGCCCACGUCCACGUCCACGUCAUAGAUGUGAACAACAACCGGCCCAAGUUUCCGCAGUGUGAGGAGUACCGACCGGAGGUGGAGGAGAACAAGGGCAUCGGGACGCCGGUACUCACGGUGGAGGCGACGGACGCGGACAAGGGCGAGAACGCCCAGGUGGUGUACUCACUGGUGACCAGCCCUUUCUCACUGGAGUCGUUCUUCAGCAUCGACCCCGCCUCUGGGCAGCUCACCACGCUGAAGGUACCGUCAGCCCCCCCCCCCCCC